CGUGGCAACAGGACGCGGAAGUUAGGAAAGCGACUACGGUCUUCGGCACAGAAAUGGGUACAAAAAAAGAGAAGACACGAUAUUAAUAGAGCCAACUUGUUGAGCUUUUGGAUAUCUAACGUUAGACUGAUGGCCUGUACGGAAAAACGCUGUCUAAAAAACGUGUUUUUUUUUUAACGUUACACGGCCUUAAAACUUUCUCGCAAGUAUGAAUUAUCCCGCAUCUGUCACAGAGAUGUCACGACAAGUGAAACGAAUGGCGACGUCGAAAGCAGCCGUUUCCAGAUUGCCAGCGGUAAGGACGUCGAGAAGAGCUAACAAAUCACUUCCAGCUACCACUCGGAGCUUUAUGGAAAGACUGCCAUCUGAGAUCCUGAUUAAGAUUCUGUCAUACCUGGAUGCCUCCUCACUUUUCAGCAUCAGCCACGUCAGUAAACUUUUCUAUCAGCUUGCCAAUGAUAAUUCUCUGUGGAAAAGCAGAUACAUAGCGGAGUUUGGCAAGGAUAAACAGAGGAAACCCAAGUGUACUGAUGAGCUGCUGCUGAAGAUGGAGGAUCAAGCUGCAGGCAACUGGAAAUGGCUGUACUUCAAGUCUGUAGCCGCACGUGACAUGGACAAGUGGAAAAGACAUCUCGGACACACGAGCUCUUACACCGGGUUACCCUGCCAAACGGAAAAGGUCCUCAGAAAGUUGAACAUCACUUGGGAACUGACGGUCACCGAUAAGUCAGGGCAUCAGAACACUUUGGAGCUGAGCUGGUCCCAGUUCUUUGAGACUUCUGUGACACUGUGUUGGAGCGCAGGAGGCUACUUGCCCAACUACCAGCACAUUUCCACCCUUCAACUCCACGGUGUCAGGAGGAUAGGCCUCAGCUGCCCCAGCCUAAAGAAACCUGGCUGGAGGUCCCUCAUGGCAAAGUUAGACAUGCAGACUCUAACUAAAAACGCGCAGGUCAUCGGCCAGGACAGAGUGGUGCAGCUGAAGUUGCUACCACCUGGCAUCAUCAUCGGUGUCUGGAGGGACCAGCGCUCCGUUGCCUUCAUCAUGCUCACCCUUCACUUCCACAAGCUGGUGGAAAGAAGCACUCAGGGAUCCUCUGAUUGUCCCUUUGUGGAGCCAAUGGAGAGCCUCCCAUUUGAUGACAUAGACCCUGAAUACGGUCUCCAUGGUUACAAACUACACAUUGCUCUCCACAGCACUGAACGCAAGCUCAUGUCCGAAAGCUUCUCCCAGCUAUUCUGCCAUAGAGCUCAGAUCUCUGAUGGACUGAUCCAGCUUACUGCCAUUAACAGCACAGACUUGUCGCAGCACACUCCUCUGUCUGGCAACAUCAGCCUGCCCUGGUGGUGUGAGGCCCUGCAGGGAGAGGUGAAGAACUGCUGCAUCAUGAGUCUGACUUUACUGGAUGAAUUCAGGAAGCCCUUCACCUGUGUCAGCUAUCCUGUUUCCAUGAAGCUGGAAGAGGCGCCCGUUUCUUAUGACCACGACGGUGAGCACUACCUGAUCCACUACCAGGACUCAGACACUCAGGUGAAGAUGCGGCUUGUGUGGGAGGAGGAGCAGCAGCAGUUUGUCCUUGUCAGUUUAGUCGUCUAUCUGAGUGUUUGCACUGUCAACAAGCAUUUUGGCAGAGAUUACUGACCCUGACAUACGUCUGUUGAGUUGAGGUUGCUCAUCACCACUGUCCAACUUGUGGAAAAUUGUCGGGUGAAAGACUGGGUCAGCCGUAGAGCUGCCCCACUCCAUCGUAGCAGGUUCUGAAAUUGUUCACUUUUGUGAUGUCAGUAAAUAUCAUGGUUCAAAACCUACUGUAUUGUACUGUGCCCCUUUUUUUCCUAUUUUCUGUGCCUUACACAUCAGUUCACAGAUGUCUGCCUGUUUUUUCUUAUUUGAUAAUACUAUUGCCUCUUGUUUCUGUAAUGAGAGACUUUGUCCGCACUGUUGACUGUAUCUAAAGAUGGACAACCCCUCUGUAAUGCCAUCUAUAGAUUUCUUGAACAAUUCAGUGUUGUGGCUCUGACCAUUGCCCUCUUGGCAGAGCCUGACUCCUUGGUGCUUGAGUAGAGCUGUGGCAGACCAUCAAAUGCCUAUGGGCCAUGUAACUGUCCUCAGAUGGUCCUCCUCUAAUGUUAUUUAAGCAGAUGAGUUACUUUGCUUGUACCGUUUUUAUACCAAGCUAUCAACAUGUUUACUUCUACUGUAAAGCUAGACCUUUUAACAUGAGGGCCUAUGAGGACUUUUUGGAGCCAGUCUCAAGGGGCCAUUUAAGGAUUUGAAGUUUUUGUCUUUAUUUUUCAUCUGCUUGGUUUAAGUUUGCAAAAUCAUUUUACAAAUCUUAAGAAUAAUGAAUGAUUAAUGCGUUGCUCUCGACAUCAUGAAGAGAGAUAGAUAGAAUAGAAAUAUUAAUUGGAACAUUUAAUUAUAAUUUUAUGACAUAAUUGCUUAAAACCUGUCUGAAUUCCAUAGUCUGAAUCUUUUAAUGCUACACUGAUAGUUUUUUGCAUCUGCUCAUUGAUUGAUUGUCGUAGUAUUAUAAUUAGUCAGUCUAUAAUUAUUCCAGUGACACACUCAAGCUGUUUGCACACAGGCUGCGCAGUUUUUGUACUUUGUAUACUCAAAACUAAAAGAGGGAAAAUAUCAUUCUUUAAGAAAACAACUUGAGACUUUCUGACCGAGGUGCUGAAAUGACCUUUGUGUUUGUUUUUUUUUAUAUGUAUGCAGUGCAGAAGUGAAGAAGCAAAUUUUAAAAAAUACAACCAUUUUGUUAGAAUUUGAGUUAUACCCAUACAAAUAUGGAUCUUUGUCAAAGUGGAACAAAAUAAAUCUCUGUCCCAAGUAGAAUGCACAUUGAAUAUUUAAUGCAUAACGAAAACCUGAGCUUAUAUGUAACCUGGGGAAGGUUUUUGUGGCACCUUGUUUUGAUCUGCUUUAUGUUGUAAUACCGCUCCACCAUGACACUUAGUGACUCACAAGUCAUUUUUUUUAACACUGUAAUAGGAUAUUUCAAAAGAGCACAGAGUUUAAUGGUCCAUUUACAUCGGAUGUUAUUUCUAUACCAAAACCCUAAGGUCAUGUUGAGGAAAUAAGAUUGCAGGAUGUUGCAAUUUAUCCAUGUGUGAUGUUUUCUUACAUUUGGGCUGAAACACCUAAAAACUCCACGAUAUCGUUGCCAUCCUCUCUCACGGCUGAUUUCAUCACUUAGCUGGUCCCUUCCAACUUAAAGCAUCCAAAUUACUGUAAUAUUAAUUAUUAAUAAUCCUCAGUCAUUAAAUAUUCUUAUUGUAGUGAUGUCUUUCAUGUAUUUCCUGAAUUUUACGUUUUCCUUUGUUGUGUAUGUAGAUAUUUGCUGAUGUGAGCAGGCAGACUUUAAAUGCAUCCACCCUUUUAAUUAACACUUUCAAGACUGAACUCUUCGUUUUUACUAAAAUCAAGCAAAAUUAGGGCAUGCUUUACGUGUGUGUUGGAAUGAACGCUUUGCUCCUUUUGUAUGUGUUUUGCAAAUCACAUUUUGCCUCCUUUUAUUGUGGCAUGAAUAUGUUAAAGUCCACAUUUCCUCAAUUACACUGUCAGCUGUUAUGAUCUCACUUUCAGAUGAAAAUUGAGCCUAAUGUCCACACCCUGGGCAAAUCUGGCUACAGCGAUAGAAUUAGUGCGGGAGCAAUUGUUGGAAACUGCUGCUGAUGGGCCAGC
Molecule: messenger RNA, 3691 nt
Organism: Acanthochromis polyacanthus (spiny chromis)
Lineage: Eukaryota; Metazoa; Chordata; Actinopteri; Pomacentridae
Gene: fbxo15
Product: F-box protein 15
Exons: 9
Coding region: 209-1642 (477 amino acids)
Molecular function (GO): protein binding
Source: RefSeq, a predicted model, not a curated record